This is a messenger RNA of Brassica rapa (field mustard), 2738 nucleotides long. RefSeq names its product phosphatidylinositol 4-phosphate 5-kinase 1. NCBI's taxonomy places the organism in Eukaryota, Viridiplantae, Streptophyta, Magnoliopsida, Brassicales, Brassicaceae. Gene Ontology annotation, molecular function: ATP binding; 1-phosphatidylinositol-4-phosphate 5-kinase activity. Gene Ontology annotation, cellular component: plasma membrane. The record is from RefSeq and is a predicted model, not a curated record. Gene Ontology annotation, biological process: phosphatidylinositol phosphate biosynthetic process.
UAUCUCUCUCUCUCUUCUGUCUCUGUUACUUCUCUCUCUCUUUCUCUCAUUUCUUUCUUUUUUUUUUCGAAUAGAAUCUCUCAAGGCUUUGCUCUCAGAUUUGGAAAUCUGAUCAACAAUCCGGUUAUUUCCGGUUUAAGAGAAUGUGCGUGUUGUAACCGUAAUCUGAGAGAGAAAACAGUUAAACCCUAGAUUCAAAACCAUUUCUCAGAUCUCCGGAGAGUGAGAGUGGGAGUGAUGAGUCUAUGAUGCAAGAAUCGCUUGACGUCGAAGAAGAAGAAGUGAUAUCGAGCAUUCGAAGAGACGAUUCAUUGCCGUUAGCCAAACCUCCUCCGAUCAUGACGCGAUCUCGAUCGCAAGUAGCUACGCGGCGCGUGACCCCCACGCCGCCUCCCCUGGAGAUCGAGAAGCCGCUCCCGAACGGGGAUCUCUACAUCGGGAGCUUCUCCGGCGGUUUUCCCCACGGAUCCGGGAAGUACCUCUGGAGCGACGGGUGCAUGUACGAAGGCGAGUGGAAGCGAGGGAAGGCCUCCGGGAAGGGCAAGUUCUCGUGGCCGAGCGGCGCCACCUACGAGGGCGAGUUCAAGUCCGGGAGGAUGGAAGGGUUCGGGACCUUCACCGGCGCCGACGGGGACACGUACCGAGGCACCUGGGCGGCGGAUCGGAAGCACGGACACGGGCAGAAGCGCUACGCCAACGGAGACUUCUACGAAGGGACGUGGAGGAGGAAUCUACAAGACGGGAGGGGACGUUACGUUUGGAGAAACGGGAAUCAGUACACCGGAGAGUGGAGAGGAGGAGUUAUCUCCGGGAAGGGGUUGUUAGUGUGGCCUAACGGUGAUCGGUACGAAGGUUUAUGGGAGAACGGUGUGCCGAGAGGGAGCGGGGUGUUUACUUGCGUUGAUGGGAGCUCUUGCGUUGGGGCUUGGGACCGGAGUAAUGUGAUGAGGAGUUUCUUCGACGGUGUUGAGAAGAGUGGUUUGGUUGUGGCUGCGACGAGGAAGAGGUCUUCGGUUGAUAGUGGAGGUGGGAGUUUGGGCGGGGAGAAGGUUUUCCCGAGGAUUUGUAUUUGGGAGUCUGAUGGUGAGGCUGGAGAUAUCACUUGUGAUAUUAUUGAUAACGUUGAGGCGUCGAUGAUUUAUAGGGAGAGGGCUUCGGUUGAUCGUGUGCGUCAGUUUAAGAAGAAUCCUUGUUGGUUUAACGGCGAGGCGAAGAAGGCUGGGGAGACUAUAUCUAAGGGGCAUAAGAAGUAUGACUUGAUGCUGAAUUUGCAGUUGGGGAUCAGGUACUCUGUUGGGAAACACGCGUCUGUUGUUAGAGAGCUUAAACAGGCUGAUUUCGAUCCAAAGGAGAAGUUUUGGACAAGGUUUCCGCCGGAAGGGACCAAGACUACGCCGCCGCAUCAGUCGGUUGAUUUCCGGUGGAAGGAUUAUUGUCCUUUGGUGUUCAGACGUCUCAGGGAUCAUUUCCAAGUUGAUCCAGCUGAGUAUAUGCUAGCUAUAUGUGGAAACGAGGCUCUUAGGGAGUUAUCUUCACCUGGAAAGAGUGGAAGCUUCUUUUACCUAACGCAAGAUGAUAGGUUUAUGAUCAAGACUGUGAAGAAGUCGGAAGUCAAGGUGCUUCUGAGAAUGCUUCCAAGUUACUACAAACACGUCUGUCAAUAUGAAAACUCCCUCGUGACUAGAUUCUACGGUGUUCAUUGCGUGAAACCCGUUGGUGGCCAGAAGACUCGGUUUAUCGUCAUGGGAAACUUGUUCUGCUCCGAGUAUAGAAUCCAGAGACGGUUUGAUCUCAAAGGGUCUUCCCAUGGACGGAGUACAGCAAAGCCUGAAGGGGAGAUUGAUGAGACCACGACUCUAAAGGACCUUGAUCUCAAUUUUGCUUUCCGUCUUCAGAGAAACUGGUAUCAAGAGCUUAUGAAGCAAAUAAAACGAGACUGUGAGUUCUUGGAAGCGGAGAGGAUAAUGGAUUAUAGCCUUUUAGUUGGUGUGCACUUCCGUGAUGACAGCACAGGAGAAAAGAUGGGGCUUUCUCCAUUCGUUUUGAGAUCUGGUAGGAUAGAUUCAUAUCAGAAUGAGAAAUUCAUGCGUGGUUGUCGCUUCCUUGAAGCUGAACUUCAAGACAUGGAUCGGAUUUUAGCUGGCAGGAAACCAUCGAUAAGAUUAGGUGCAAACAUGCCAGCAAGAGCCGAACGUAUGGCCAGAAGAAGCGACUUUGAUCAGUAUACAUCAGGAGGAGGAGCUAACUAUCCAUCUCACGGUGAGAUGUAUGAAGUGGUUCUAUACUUUGGAGUCAUUGACAUAUUGCAAGACUACGACAUAACCAAAAAGAUUGAGCAUGCUUACAAGUCGUUACAAGCAGAUCCUGCUUCCAUCUCAGCCGUUGAUCCUAAACUCUAUUCCAAGAGGUUCAGAGAUUUCAUCAGUAGGAUCUUCAUCGAAGACGGCUAAAGAAUGAUGAUCUGAGAAAGGCUAAUAAGGAUUUUACUAACACUCUCGGCUUCUUGAGAUGGGAUAAUGCGCCAAGCAGGAUAAAAAGGUAAUCUCAAAGAUAGAAGAAAGCGACUUGGAGUUUUUAAUUUAUUUCUUUUUGAGAUAAUUAGUCAAAGUUUUGGGGGUUGGGGGAAGCUUUAUCUAUUUUUGUGGUGAGCGAUAUAUUUGUAUAUGUGAAUAUAGAUUGUGAAGGUUUAGUACAUAGUAAUUACAAUGGAAUUCAAAAUUGAAAUUGGGUUUUGGUGA